AGUUACGAUCCAUCUGAUGACCCGUCAUGAAGGUAUACCUUUUGUUGGUAGCCGUUGCAGUCAGUCUCGUUCUCAUAGAAAGUGCCAAGCGCAGAACCAGGAACAGCAGCUGCCUGGUGAAGAACAAGUACAUGCACGAACGGACUUGUAGAGGACCUCGUCGAGUCUAUUACACCUUCCACCGAGUGCUAUUCGAUUGCAUCCAGGUGACGACCAAGUGCCGGCAGAUCUACAGGAGAAACGAGUACAAAACCCUAAAGCUAUGCCAAGAUGACUGCGCCUACCACAUGGUCGAACCAUAUGCACCACCGAUCGGAAAACAGACCACUUCUGCAGCUGGGGAAGGGUCAACCACGGGAGAAGGGGCAGAAGAAGGGGCCACAGAGGCAGGGGAGGGAGGAGAGGGAGGGGAGGCUCCCGCAGAAAGGACAAUGAGAAGAAGGGCCAAGCUGCACCAUCUGAAGAACCACCAACGGAGUAGAAAACUGAAACACUAAGAAUCUCCACCAACAGCGAGGAUGAAUAACUCUAUCAAACAGAUUUCGGAACUACAGCUGUGACCCCAGCUAAAUUGACUUGGAUAAUGGUAAUAAUUAUUUUAGACUUAAUAAAAAAGUCAGCAUGGUCUG
Molecule: messenger RNA, 629 nt
Organism: Drosophila suzukii
Lineage: Eukaryota; Metazoa; Arthropoda; Insecta; Diptera; Drosophilidae
Source: RefSeq, a predicted model, not a curated record